UCCACGUUUCUGUUUUUCCCGUUGUUUUUCCGUCACUGUUUAUUUAUGUCGUUCUUAAACAUCGACUUGAUGGAUGGUUGUUCUUAUCGCUCCUAGCUCCUAGCAAGCAGCAGCACACGAUCUAUCUCAAUCAUAUCAAAUUCUAUUUCCAUUUUAUCUCCAUGUUGACAGUAGGAACAUAGUGUGAUAAUUCAAAGAAUUAGCAGGUGAGCCGACAACCACCCAUCCCGGUGGAAGAUGGCUGGACAUCCUCGCAUCAGCGACAAAUAUCAUUAUCUUAAUCCAAAUUUAAAAACCAAUUCACAUACCAUCUUGCUUGUACAAGUUCAGUCGAGCCCAGAUACUCGAACAUAUUCAGAUUAUGAUAGUCUUGGUGAAUGUCUAGAAGGUGUUUGUAAAAUUUACGAGGAGCAUUUGAAGCGGAAAAACCCAAACUCUCCCACUGUGAUUUAUGAUAUUAACCAAUUAUUUGACUUCAUCGAUCGCUUAAAUGACAUCAACUGCCUGGUAUUUCAGAAAAGCACAAAAACCUACAUCCCUCACAAUCAAAGCUGGUUAAAGGAGCGUAUCUAUCAUAUGUUGAGAAAACAAGCUGGAAAAUAAGGAAAAAGUGGACGUACAUAGACGGCUGGAUAGAGAGUGGAGAGAAAAAAAAGGAAUUGUUUUUUCUCAUGCACACGCCGCUUACUUUGGCAGGACACUAAUAUUUAUGCAGUGGUGACUUCAACAUUAUUAUUGCAGCACAAAAUUCUGCACUGAGCUUUCUUCUUUCAUUCCAAAGAAACAUUGUUAGAAUAUUGUGAUAUACAGACAAAACAUUUUAUCAGGAAAUUUAUAAACAGUUUCUGAAGUUUAAAAAAAAAAACGCAACAAAUGCUUGCAGCAGAAGUCAGUAUUAUAUUUUUAAAAUAAUUAGGUUGCUGUCUUGAAAUUAUUGAAUCUCUGUCAAAAUCUUGCCAAGGUUGACUUAGCCUUUUCUUGUCAGAGGAUUGAUUGUAUAAUUAGUAAGUGUACUGGACUCAGUUUGAUUUUACUUAUUGUAUAUACAUCACUGCAUGAAAUUACUACUACUACUACUACUAUUAUUAUUAUUAUUAUUAUUUGUCUUUGGUAUAGAAACCUUAUAUCAUUAGCACUCCAGAAAUUUCGGGUAAAAAACCCCAUCACCAAUAGCAAUAAACAUUAUUGAUAGUGGUCACAGCACCAAUACAACCAUAGUUGCUACAAAUAAAUUUGUGACUGAGAAGAUUGCUUGAACAGUCACUCUCCAACUGACAGCUACCAACACUAACAACAACAACAACAACAACAAUCAUCAGCAACAAGAGCUUAAACAACUUUACCAAGGAGCAUCCAUUACUUUGUGCAAAAGUAAAGGAGUCUGCUCUCAUAUUUGCACCAUGGAAAAGCAGGUAGUGAAGGUGAAGGUGAUGCAUGUGCCACCAGAAAUUGAAAUCCUGUGGUUAGUGGCGGCAGUGUUGCCCGAAGGAGGGGAGAUUCUGGAAUUGAAUCGAUAUCCUCGAACAAUUUGGGGGUUUGGUAUGGAACUACAUAUGCGGAUCACACAGGAGGAACUGGAAAAUCUUCCCGAGCGGAUAAUUCUGUCAACUGGACCCGAAUUAGAUGUUGAGGUGGAAGUAAUAUUUCCAAAGGUUCAGAAUGGUGGGUAAUGUCAAUUUUAAAGGAGCCCAUUGCCUGCAGCAAAAAAAAAGAGAGAGAGAAGGCCCAUGUUGGCUGUCAGCACCAACUACAACAAUAAAUUCAACAACAACUGUUAACUAAACCAUAGCUGGAAUAUCUUAAAAGGAUUUAACCAUCAUAGACCCAAGAAACCUUACUGGUAUGUCCUCUCCCUUGAAACAGCUCCAGCAUGAACAUUACAUACACACACAAAAACAAAAACACAUCUAUGUUUUUACUUAACUCCAACAUCUUACCAAGCAAAGUAAAGGUGUUAGAGGGAGUGGGGUGGGGUUUGUAGAUCAAUGGUGUCUAAGAAUGAAAGAACGGACAUAGUUGAUCAUUGCUCAUGACCUGCAAAACUUGACUUGUGGUGGGAGAGAGAGAGAGAGAGAGAGAGAGAAAGAGAAAGGAACCAAAGAACCUACCAAUAGCUACCCCACAAUUACAAUUAUCUACAUUAUUUACAUUUGACAGAUAUUUGUCCUCAUCUUGUUUGUUAAAUGUAAAUAAUGUACAUAAUUCCUCAUCUCUUAAAUAUAGAACUGUACAAUUACAAAAGCCUAAACAAGAAUAACAGGUUAGUGUGGCCUAGGGUUAUGGGCCCUCACUGAACAUUUGGCCGUUUGUAGGACAGAAACGGCAACUGAAAGAGGGGCAUUUGCCUUUGAUAAUUGGUAGGAAUUCUUAGACCUGUAGAAUUCCUUGAUUGGUUAUAGUUGCCAUUGAGACAACCAUUGUUUCUGUAUUGCAUGUUAUUUCAUCAGGUCUUUGUCUCUCAUUCUAUGUAAAUCCCUGUUGUUUUCUUAUCCAUUUUUGUAAUGUACCCCCAUUCAUCAUCCUUGUUUGAAUAAAGAAAUUGUUAUUAUUACA
Octopus bimaculoides (California two-spot octopus) is the source of this 2553-nucleotide messenger RNA. Its product is annotated as enhancer of rudimentary homolog. NCBI's taxonomy places the organism in Eukaryota, Metazoa, Mollusca, Cephalopoda, Octopoda, Octopodidae. The record is from RefSeq and is a predicted model, not a curated record.